GCUUCCGCCCGCACCAGUGAGCGGCGACGGCGGAGGCAGACGCGCUCCCGGCCCGCUCUGGUGGCCAUCCCGGCGGUGGUGGCCGUGCGGGGCGGGGAUCCCCGAGCACCGGCCGAGCGGGGCGACGGGGUGCCGAAGAUGCUGCGGUCGGUGUGGGCCUUCCUGAAGCGCCACAAAAAGAAGUGCGUCGUCCUGGGCGCCGUCCUGGGAGGAGUAUAUAUUUUGGGAAAAUAUGGACAGAAGAAAAUCAGAGAGCUACAAGAAAGGGAGGCUGCAGAAUACAUUGCCCAAGCACGGCGACAGUAUCAUUUCGAAAGCAACCAAAGGACUUGCAAUAUGACAGUGUUGUCCAUGCUUCCAACACUCAGAGAGACCUUAAUGCUGCAACUCAAUUCUGAGAGCCUCACGGCCCUGCUGAAAAACAGGCCUGCAAACAAGCUAGAAAUUUGGGAGGAUCUGAAGAUAAUAAGUUUUACAAGAAGUAUUGUAGCUGUAUAUAGUACGUGUAUGCUGGUUGUUCUUUUGCGAGUCCAGUUAAACAUAAUUGGUGGCUACAUUUACCUGGAUAAUGCGGCUGUUGGCAAAAAUGGCACAACAGUUCUUGCUCCUCCAGAUGUCCAGCAGCAAUAUUUAUCAAGUAUUCAACACCUUCUUGGAGAUGGCCUCACAGAACUGAUCUCUGUCACUAAACAAGCUGUGCAGAAGAUUUUAGGAAGUGUUUCUCUGAAACAUUCUUUGUCCCUUUUGGACUUAGAGCAAAAGCUAAAAGAAAUCAGAAAUCUCGUCGAGCAGCAUAAAACUUCUUGGAUUAAUAAAGAUGAAUCCAAAUCUUUAUUAUGUCAUUAUAUGAUGCCAGAUGAAGAAACACCAUUAGAAGUCCAGGCUUGUGGGCUUUCUCCUAGAGAUGUGACUACUAUUAAACUACUAAAUGAAACUAGAGACAUGUUGGAAAGCCCAGAUUUUAGUACUGUUUUAAAUACCUGUUUAAACCGGGGUUUUAGUAGACUGCUAGACAACAUGGCUGAAUUCUUUCGACCUACUGAACAAGACUUACAGCGAGGUGACUCCAUGAGCAGUCUUUCCAGCGUCAGCCUACCUUUAGCUAAGAUAAUCCCUAUAGUAAAUGGACAGAUCCAUUCCGUUUGCAGUGAAACGCCAAGUCAUUUUGUUCAGGAUCUGUUGAUGAUGGAACAAGUGAAAGACUUUGCUGCUAAUGUUUAUGAAGCUUUUAGCACUCCUCAACAACUAGAGAAAUGACCUUUUUCCUUCAAGAAAAACUACAGCGACAUUCAUUUACUUUUUAAAAUACCGAAUAAAUCAACUCUGUAGGGUAAUGAUCAUUAUGGAAAUGUCUAAUAAAAUAUAUUCUUAAUCAUUCAUUUCAUAAUAAAGCAGAUUUAUUGGCAUCUUAAGAUAUUUUUACAGUCAUCGAUAUAACUUGGUUUUGUGACAUAUUGGAACUUAUACCAUGUAGAUAUUUGAAUAUUAAUAAUUUGUUAUACCAUGGGUAAUAUAGUUCUAAGUUAACUAAAAGCUAAUGUAGAUACGUUUUUUAUAAAAUGGAAUGCAAUGUACUUUAAUAUUAAUAAUGAGGAAAAAUCUGUUUGGGAAAUAGGUAUAAUGUUUGGAAUAUAUUCUACUUGAUAAUUAAGUUCAUUGGACCUACAGUAAAUAGAAAUGAAUCAAACUUUCUCCAGCUACUCUUCAAAGGAUUAAAUUAUUUGACUUAAAUAUACAUUGAUGACAAAAAUUCAAUUUAUGGAAAUAGAUGCACUUAACAAACCAUGAUCAGUAAAUUUUUCUUUACUUAGAAAACUGAUUUAGAGGCUAAAAUUAUGUUGACGAUGUUUAUUCACAACUAUCAUUAACAAGUGGUUUCAUUUAUUUGUAAAUAA
Messenger RNA from Suncus etruscus (white-toothed pygmy shrew), 1895 nucleotides. RefSeq names its product peroxisomal biogenesis factor 3 (gene PEX3). The transcript is spliced from 12 exons. The record is from RefSeq and is a predicted model, not a curated record. Gene Ontology annotation, molecular function: protein-macromolecule adaptor activity. Gene Ontology annotation, biological process: protein import into peroxisome membrane. Bases 139 to 1257 code for a protein of 372 amino acids. NCBI's taxonomy places the organism in Eukaryota, Metazoa, Chordata, Mammalia, Eulipotyphla, Soricidae. Gene Ontology annotation, cellular component: peroxisomal membrane.